Molecule: messenger RNA, 2308 nt
Organism: Cryptomeria japonica (Japanese cedar)
Lineage: Eukaryota; Viridiplantae; Streptophyta; Pinopsida; Cupressales; Cupressaceae
Product: anthocyanidin 5,3-O-glucosyltransferase
Exons: 1
Coding region: 732-2147 (471 amino acids)
Molecular function (GO): UDP-glycosyltransferase activity
Source: RefSeq, a predicted model, not a curated record
GACUAACUUUUAUUUCUUAUAUUGUUGAUCUGUGAACAUCAUUAAAAUCUUUCUUUCAUUUAACAUAUUAAAAUUCCAUAGUCUAUAAUGAUAAUCAGAGUAGUUUAUGGAUUUAACUGACUCUGAUUUCGUUUAGUAUCCACCAUUCAGAUCAGUUUACUCCAACUCUCUACUAUUCAUAUAACCCAGAACUUUGAUCCUAUACAAAUCAGGUGCUCUUCUUAUCUUUCUUUAGACUUCCUGGCGACUGCCCCGCACGCGCCCGCGAUUAUUUUUCCAUGAGGGAUUUGUGUUGCUCGGUCUGCACAAGAGCUCAAUUAUGUCUUGCUGAAAAACACCGGAACCUACUUCGCUUCGCUGCUGUCUGUGAGUGAGUGCAAUAAUCAUCAUCAAUAUUGAACCGACGGAAGCUUAUGCAACACUAAAAUGUCCUUCUAACUCUCAAUUCCUGUUCGCCUGACCUCCUCUGAGGCAAUAGCCUUCUUGGUCUUCUCCCCACCACAGCUGCUCAACGUACAUUGGUCGAGGUCAGGUUCAUUCCUAAAUACUAAACAAAUGUUCAGUUCAGAUUAGUAAAUGCAAAUAUACACGUUGCAGAGCUUUUCCACGAUGCAGAUCUGUCAUUCAACGGGCUUUCCCUGUGACUGGUCGCUGCCUGAACAAUAAUUAUCUACCCACAUUUUCCAUUGCAACGCCAUUUAUAGGUACCGUUUUGCCCACUUACAGCAAAAAUGCAGAAAAUGGGAACCCAAAAGGCGCACAUAGCGAUGUUUCCCUCAUGGGGAACGGGGCAUCUGAUUCCCUUUAUGGAAUUCGCCAAGCGAAUGGCAGCGGAUCACUCCUUCACUGUAACCUUCAUCACCUCUUCCUUCAUGCUCUCCCGGCCCCAAAUUUCUCAACUCCGCUGCUUGGCGUCUUCCGGUCUGGACAUCCGGGUCCUGGAAUUCCCUUCUCCGGAGGAGGAUACAGAGGAGGAGAAAACCCAUUCUGAGGGUGGGCACUUAUUUAAAAUGUUCCAGCUAGUCGAAAAAUCCAAAGUCCCCCUCCAGGAUCUCCUCCGGACUCUCAAAGACGACAUAUGUGCCUUCAUCACCGACCUCUUCUGCACCGUCAUGAUCGAACCCAGUACUGCCCUGCACAUUCCAGCUUAUGUUUUAUUAACCACAGCUGCCUCAAAUCUCUGCCUGAUGUUGUACCAUCCGACUCUCCAUGCCCAAACCACGAGCUCCCUCUGUGACAUGGACAGACCCGUCGACAUUCCGGGUCUGCCCUCAAUGCCGACCCGGUACUUCCCGGACCCGAUGCAGAGAAGAACAGAACCGAUUUACCAUCUCUUCCUUCGCCAUUCACAUCGCCUCUGCAACGCCGACGGGAUACUGAUAAACACUUUCCAUGAUCUCGAGAGCGGCAGCAUUCGAGCUCUGAUCGACCGGAAGCGAGAGCUCUUCCCGGACGAAAUCGAAAAGGGUCCCGAGAUUUACCCCGUGGGUCCGUUGAUUAGGGCAUCGGAUUCGGAACCCAACGAGAGCGGUUCAGGGUGUCUGGAGUGGCUGGACCGACAGCCAGUGGCGUCGGUGAUCUUUGUGUCGUUCGGGAGCAUGGGGUUUCUGUCGGCGGAGCAGACCAGAGAGCUGGCGUUGGGAUUGGAGGCUAGUGGGGAACGAUUUUUAUGGGUUCUGCGGAAGCCAGAGGCGCAACCCGACUCGGAGAUCCUUCCGGCCGGAUUUGAGGAGCGGAUUCGGGAUAGAGGUGUGGUGUGGAGGUCGUGGGCGCCGCAGAUACGGCUGCUCUCGCACCAGUCGAUCGGGGGUUUUGUGUGCCACUGCGGGUGGAAUUCUGUGUUGGAGAGUGUUUCGUGUGGGGUUCCAUUGGUCGCUUGGCCUCUUGGGGCGGAGCAGUGGACAAGUGCUUUUUUCCUGGUGAAAGAAAGUGGGAUGGCCAUUGAACCGCAGUGGGCGCCCGGUUGGUCUGUGAGCAAGGAGGAAGUGCAGAGAGUAGCGAGGGAGCUCAUACGAGGGGAGAGCGGACGUGCUGUGAGGGCCAGGGCGGCGGAAUUGAAGGAGAGUGCCAGGAAGGCCUGGGCUGAUGGGGGACGUUCCACAGAGGUUCUGUCUGUACUGGCCAGUCAAUGGAAGAGUAACAGAUGAAGCUCUACUUGUGCUUCUGCAACAGUUAUGAGGCUACCCAUUUGGGCAGGGGUUUCGCAUAAAACCCUAGCUAUCUGGAAUUCAAGAUUUGUUUAAGCUGUAGAACAGUCUUUGAGUCUGUGUAUUUCAUUCUCAUGGCCGCAGUUUAGAUUUUUUGUUCA